GGUGGCCAAUGCAGAGGCUAGCCAAGCCAAGGGUCUCCUCAUCUACCCGGAUCCCAGCGACAUCCCCCAAGACCCCCGUAAACUGGGCCUUUCCCCUAACAUCAGCAUUUACGGGCACGUUCAUAUGGGGGCUGGAGAUCCCUACAGCCCUGGCUUCCCGUCCUUCAACCACACCCAGUUUCCGCCCGUGAGAUCAUCGGGGCUGCCCACCAUCCUGGCUCACCCCAUCAGCGCUGCCGUGGCGGCCCACUUGCUACGGCAGCUGACGGGACCCCCGGCCCCCCAGUCCUGGAGGGGCCUCCUACCAGAGGUCCCCUACCUGCUCGGCCCCGGGGACCCCAACUUCCGCCUGCAGCUCGGGGUGCACAACGUCCAGCAGUCGGUGAUGAUUAACAACGUUUUCGGCUGCAUCGAGGGCAAAUUUGAACCCGAUCACUAUCUGAUCGUGGGGGCCCAGAGGGACUCCCUGGGGCCUGGAGCUGCCCGGUCUGGAGUGGGCACGGCCAUCUUGCUAGAACUGGCACGGACUUUUGUCGCCAUGGUGCAGAAUG
Messenger RNA from Pseudonaja textilis, 551 nucleotides. The record is from RefSeq and is a predicted model, not a curated record. Lineage: Eukaryota; Metazoa; Chordata; Lepidosauria; Squamata; Elapidae.